This is a messenger RNA of Notothenia coriiceps (black rockcod), 1253 nucleotides long. Its product is annotated as inositol 1,4,5-trisphosphate receptor type 3-like. The annotation marks the transcript as partial. NCBI's taxonomy places the organism in Eukaryota, Metazoa, Chordata, Actinopteri, Perciformes, Nototheniidae. Gene Ontology annotation, biological process: calcium ion transport. The transcript has 9 exons. The record is from RefSeq and is a predicted model, not a curated record.
UUGUUUGGCUAAGCAGUUUCCCCCUCCGUCCUCAGUGCUUCCCGUCGCGGUGGGUCACUCCAUGCUGGUCCCAGGUCAGUCCAUCGCCCCGGCGGUGUGCCCCCCCGCCCUGCCGGUCCCCGCUGCAGCGGAGCAGAGGGAGGUGGAGGCGGAGGUGGGCCCCGCCGUCACCAUCAUGAAGCCCAUCCUCAGGUUCCUGCAGCUGCUGUGUGAGAACCACAACCAGGACCUGCAGAACUUCCUGCGCUGCCAGAACAAUAAGACCAACUACAACCUGGUGUGUGAGACCCUUCAGUUCCUGGACAUCAUGUGUGGAAGCACCACCGGGGGCCUUGGGCUGCUCGGGCUCUACAUCAACGAAUCAAACGUCCACCUGAUCACUCAGACCCUGGAGACCCUCACUGAGUACUGCCAGGGCCCCUGCCAGGAGAACCAGACGUGCAUCGUGACCCACGAGUCCAACGGCAUCGACAUCAUCACGGCUCUGAUCCUGAACGACAUCAGUCCUCUGUGUCGGUACCGGAUGGAGAUGGUGCUCCAGCUGAAGGACAACGCCUCCAAGCUGCUGUUGGCUCUGAUGGAGAGUCGCCAUGACAGCGAGAACGCAGAGAGGAUCCUGUUCAACCUCCGACCCCGAGAGCUGGUGGAGGAGAUAAAGAAGGCCUACCAUCAGGAGAGCGAGUAUGAGGGGGAGGACGUCUCCCCCCGUGAGGUCGGACACAACAUCUACAUCCUGGCUCAGCAGCUGGCGAGACACAACAAGAUGCUGCAGAACCUCCUGAAACCUCAGAAGAACAGCAAAGAGGGCGAGGAGGGGAUCUCCUCCAUGCUCAACCUGAACAACCGUCCUCUGUCCCAGAUGUUGAAGUCCACCGCUCCAGCUGUUGUGGUGGAGCAGGAUCCGCUGGAGUACUACGACAUGCUCACCUCACAGAUAGAGAUCGUGCGGGACGACCGCAGCAUGGAGCAGAUCGUGUUCCCGGUCCAUCCCAUCUGUGAGUUUCUGACCGAGGAGUCAAAGAUCCGAGUGUUCAACACCACGGAGCAGGACGAGCAGGGGUCAAAGGUCACAAACUUCUUCGAACAAACCUCCUUCCUGCACGGAGAGAUGGAGUGGCAGAAGAAGCUGAGGAGUAUGCCGGUGUUGUACUGGUUCUCCGGGAGGAUGUCUCUGUGGGGAACUAUCUCCUUCAACCUCGCCGUCUUCAUCAACCUCAUCAUCGCUUUCUUCUACCCCUACGCCUCAGGACAAG